GCUGCAUAUAUGUUUAUACAUGUGCGCGCGCAUCUCCUGCAUUCUCUUUCUACAAAAUCCAACUGCUUACGUCUUCAAGUUUUCACUUACUAUUCUUUCAACAAUUUUCCGAAAAACGAGCCGCCUUUUUGCGUCAAAAUAGAGAUCAAUCGUAAAUUGCAAUCGGCAAAAAAAAUCCUGAUUUCGAAAGCAACAUGCAAGUAUCUCUUCAUAAUUAUUCCGUUUCAAAUCCUAUUGUGCCUCAUUUAGCGCCACAUGAUAACGUCGACCUUACCUAACGGCCACGUUAUUAAAUCAAAUAACUAACUUUUUGUUGUGGCUCGUCAUUAUCUUUUCAGAUUUUUAAAUUUGGCGCCUCUUUACUAUAUAUAUAUAUAUAGACGAAAAUGCUCAUUCGCAAGUUCACGACAUACGGAAUUUACCCGUUAUUGCAACCAAUUACAAUCAAGUUUUGGCCAUCCUAUCUCCUCCAUCCAUGUGAUCAUCAGCUGUAGUCGCAUAUUUUAUUUUUGAUUAGUCUUUUUAAAUUAACUCGCAUAGUAAUAAUGCUGGAAGGUUAAAUCGAGUUUUAAGUCUUGAUAUAAAAUAGAUGUCCAGUGUAUUUAACGUUUGAUUUUGGACCUUUUGGAUUUAAUCAUGAACCUCGAAAGUUCCAUCAAUUGUGUAUAAGAAGGUUAUAAAAAGUAUGUAUGCAAUUCACAGUGCAAACAAAUUAUCAAAAUUAUACCACGAUCGUUCUCUAUUAUAAAGUAAAAAGUUGCUUAUUUCAAAUAAUGUAUACCUAAUGGAGGAUUAAACAAAAUAUAUUUCAUGCCAAAUUUUUAUUCCAUAUUUUAUGUAACAAAAGUUGCAUCAAUUAGUAAUUGUAUACAAUGUAUGUAGUUAGUGAAAGUAUUUAUUCAGGAUUCUCCAAAAUGAUGAAGUUGUCAAGAAUUUCUUUGCUCGGCACUGCAAAGCGGUGUGUUAGCCAAAAUUCUGCCAGGGUGAAUUCAACAAAAUCGCAGACAAAAAGUCUUGUUCAACUGGACCAAAGGACGUUGCUUCGCCUUUCAGGGGAUCAAGUAUCAGAUUUUCUGCAAGGCCUAAUCACAAAUGACAUGCGUCAUUUGAAAGAAGGAGCUGCAAGUAUUUAUUCUGUCUUCUUAAAUAUCAAAGGUAGAGUAUUAUAUGAUGCUAUAAUCUACAAAACACAAGAUGAGAAGGUAUUCUAUGUUGAAUGCGACUCUUCCAUCGUCAAUAGUUUGUCAAAGCAUUUGAAAAUGUAUAAAUUAAGAAGAAAAGUGGAGAUUCAUACAGAGGAUAACAGCAUGAAGGUUUGGACUGCUUACGAUCCUGAUAUAGUUUCUCAUGUUGAUCAAAAGGAGGUUGAAAAAAAGUCUAAUUUUGAGGGAAAGAUAUUUCCCUGUGGUGCCAGUGAUAGCACAUCAAGCAAACUAGUCGACAAUAUUUUUAUAUAUAGUGAUCCCAGACUUUACCAACUGGGUUUAAGAAUUUUAACGCAAUCAACCGUCACGUGUGACGAGAUAAUUAAACAACUGGAGCCGAAUGUCACAACUCAACAAAAUGCCUCCAGUUACAGAGAAUUUAGAUACAAGUUAGGUGUAGGUGAAGGUGUCCAGGAUUUACCACCUGGAACAUCAUUUCCACUUGAAAUAAACUGUGAUUAUCUACACGGUGUUAGCUUUCACAAAGGUUGCUAUAUAGGACAAGAACUAACUGCUAGGACCCAUCACACUGGUGUUGUCAGAAAACGCCUUAUGCCAUUGUCAUUUGAUAAAGUUUACGAGAAACCACUGAUGUACGAUGAUCAAAUUACAAAUGAAGCUGGAAAAAUAGUAGGAAAGAUUAGAGGUCAAAAAGGAAUAUUUGGCCUUGGGCUAAUUCGCAUUGCAGAUGCUUUGGCAUCUAAAAUUUUGACUGUUGGAGAUUGUACUUUAAAAGUCGUGAAGCCUCACUGGUGGCCACAAGAAUCUCAAAGUGUUGAAGUCUCCAUGAAAACUAGUAAAAAUUAAUGUUACAUUUUUUGUUGGUCAAGUCAAACAUGUUUCAAUGAUGGAAGCAGUUGCAACUGGUGCAAAGAAAAUUCCUCUGGACUCUUCAAAAUGUAAUGCAGACGAAAUCGAAAUUGUUGCCAAAGAG
Nasonia vitripennis (jewel wasp) is the source of this 2139-nucleotide messenger RNA. RefSeq names its product putative transferase CAF17 homolog, mitochondrial. NCBI's taxonomy places the organism in Eukaryota, Metazoa, Arthropoda, Insecta, Hymenoptera, Pteromalidae. Bases 873 to 2012 code for a protein of 379 amino acids. Gene Ontology annotation, cellular component: mitochondrial matrix. The transcript has 2 exons. Gene Ontology annotation, molecular function: protein binding. The record is from RefSeq and is a predicted model, not a curated record.